This is a messenger RNA of Haliotis rubra (blacklip abalone), 7809 nucleotides long. RefSeq names its product protein TANC2-like. Gene Ontology annotation, molecular function: protein binding. Lineage: Eukaryota; Metazoa; Mollusca; Gastropoda; Lepetellida; Haliotidae. The record is from RefSeq and is a predicted model, not a curated record.
AUGUUGUCACUCAGGUUCUCCCGCACAAAAUACAUCACCAACGCCGCCAAUGUUCCCUCGUCAGAACAAAACUACAGCAGCGAUUCUGCCUUGGGAUCACCGGACAUGAGCAGUGUCAGCGUUGCCGUGGCAACGGAUCUUGAUAACAUAGCAGACUAUGACCACGACGACACUUUGGUGGAAUUAAAUGGGGGAAAUGACAGUCCACCGCCACCACCACCAGAUGUCGCUCAAAAUGAUCUCAUGAUGAGACUGGGUCUGUUGCUAGGUGACCGCAUGGGCAACAGCAGCGACAAGUUGUCGCCAUCACCCAUGCAGCAGAUGGCCAAUCAGACGGAAGAAACAUUUACAAGUGUGUCGUCGCUGGGCAGCAGCGAGACAACUCCCGAGAAGGGGCUGUCUGACACAAGUCCUAUGUCCACAUUAACAGUGUCUUCAGGCAGUGAGCGGGGGAUGCCAGGGAUGCGGGCCACAUUCAACCCGAUGUUCCAGGGCAGCGGUAGUCGCGACGUCAGCUCCGACAGUAUGACGUCACUGAUGAGCACCAGUACUGGUCACUCCGCCAGCCCACUGUCCACUACGCAGAGACCCCACUCUAUUACAACGUCAAUGCCUGGUGCUAUAGAAGAGUUGCCGCUGUUCGGCAAGCGCCGAUCAUCGCUGCGAAGAUCGGCACGGGCGACGGUGUCUCACACUGAUGGGAAAGUGAGGUUCACCCCGAUUCGACCCCCGCAGCUUCACCUGGCUUCCAUGCAGUUCGAGGUGCCCCACCCAGAGGGAACUGCCAUCUUCAUUGGGAGAGAGUGGCUCUUCCGGGAGAUAGAAAUGGCUCUCAACGGUGAAAGUCCAACGCGGUCUCAGGGGGUCACACUGACCGGUCAUAUAGGGAGCGGCAAGACGGCAAUCGUGGAACAACUAGUUAACUACAGCUGUUUCGGAGAUGGCAAGGGGGGAAUUAUCUCCAACGGAGAUGUGCAGAAUGGCUUCGGUCACAGCCCAACAGCAACGCUCAGUGCCAUGACGAGCAGCGCCCGUGACAGCCCUCACUCCUACCUCAGUGUGUCUAUGGCAAACCUCAACUAUGACUCUCUCAAGAGUCUCGGAUCCCAAGUUGUUGCCUACCACUUCUGCCAGGCAGACAAUAACGUGACUUGCAUGGUGCCUGACUUUGUACAUAGCCUGGCGUCGUAUCUCGCCCGAUCUCCACAGCUCACGACCUACCGAGAGAUGCUACUACAGGAGCCUCAGAUCCAACACUUGUUGAGUUUAAAGGAGUGCAUUCUCAACCCAUCUUUGUCUUUCGUCAAGGGAAUCUUGGAGCCUUUAAGGAUGUUGAAGAAUAAAGGCAAAAUUGACUCAGAUAGUUGUAUCAUAUUGGUGGACUCAUUAAACGAGGCAGAAUUCCACAAGCCCGACCAUGGAGACACCAUUGCUUCAUUCUUGUCUCGUCACAUCAACAAGUUUCCAUCAUGGCUGAAAGUGAUAGUGACGGUGCAAACCGUUCUUCAGGACAUUGUGCGGAACUUACCUUUUCACCGAGUGCAUAUAGACAAAAUAUCGGGCAAUGAUAUGGUGCUGCGAGAUCUCGGGGAAUACAUUCACUACAGAAUCAAUGCAAACUCCAGAAUACGGAAUAACAUUAGUUUGAAUGGGAGAUUAGAUCCAUCAAUGCAACAGAAAUUCUGUGGCCAUAUACAGACUCUCAGCAAAGGGUGUUUCCUCUACUGCAAACUCGUCCUUGACCUUAUCGAAAAAGGUCAUGUGGUGAUCAAAAGUUCCAAUUACAAAAUCUUGCCUGUGAAUGUAUCGGAAAUCUUCCUGUUGCAUUUCAAUCUUAAAUUUCCGAGUGUUCGAUCAUUUGAGAAGAUUUCUUCGAUUCUGGGAGUGUGUUUAGCGUCAUUGUACCCGCUCACGAUGGAGGAAAUAUACCUGACAGUCAACUCCGGAUACAUUCAGAGAUUCGUAGCGUGGCCAGAGUUCCAGUCCAGGAUGGAAAUUUUGUCAGGCUUCCUCCAUCGCCGUAGCGACAGUAGACUCAUGUUCUUCCAUCCCGCCUUCAGGGAGUGGCUCAUUAGACGAGAUGACACUGACUCUCCAAAGUUCCUAUGUGAUCUUCGCAGUGCCGAGUUCGACUACAGGAAUGGGCAUGCUCUGAUGGCGUUCCGGUUGUCACGUGUGUCGGCGCCGCUCGGACCUGACAAGACGAUAGAGCUUGGCCACCACAUCCUGAAGGCACACAUCUACAAGAACGUCAGCAAGCAGCUCGGAUACUCAUCCCGAGACAUGCAGGCGUACUGGAUGUGCCUCAGUUCCGACAGUCUCAGCAGUGCUCUCGUGUCGCAGAGGAACGUCUAUUCUCCCAAUGUCAAGGUGAGUCGCCUGAUCCUCCUGUCUGGCGCCAACCCCAACAGCCGCACAGAGUUCAACAACAGCGCCCCCGUGCUGUGUGUGGCGUGCAAGGAGGGCUACUCCGACAUGGCGUCGCUGCUCCUGGAGUUUGGUGCUGAUAUCGAUGCCGUCUCCGAAGUUGGCAUGUCUGCACUGUGCUACGCUGCUGCUGCCGGGCACACUGACGUUGUCCGCUUGUUGUGUAUGCAGAACUCCAGGCUGUCGCUGAUAGACAACCAGGGUCAGUGUAGCGUGGUUCACGCAGCCAUCCACGGACAUCUGGACACAAUGGCCCACAUCCUGCAGUUUGACUGGCCACUGUUCCACGGGGAGCCCACCAAACCCGAGGCCAUGCAACAAGCGUUUGUAAUGGCCGCAGCCACUGGACACAAACAUAUCUGUGAGUACCUGAUGCAUGCUAGCGGAGGAGCAGGCCUCAACAUGGUGGACACCCUGCUGGGUGAAACUGCUCUGACAGCCGCGUGUCUCCACGGGAAGAAGGAGGUGGUCCAGUUCCUCCUGGACGAAGAUGUGGCUGUCCACGUCCCGAACAGCAAGUCCUUCAGCCCCCUGCUGUGUGCUGUGAAGGCAGGGAAGUGGGAGAUCGCUGACACGCUGCUGGCAGUCGGGGCACCCAUAGAUCAGACAGACAAGUAUGGCCGCACACCGUUGAUGAUCGCUGCCAGCGAAGGACAUAUUGGAGUUCUGGAGAUGUUACUGCUGAAAUGUGCCCAGCUGGACCAGAUAGACAAGGAAGGACUGACGGCUCUCUGCUGGGCAUGCCUUAAAGGUCAUCUAGCCAUCGUCCAGUCCCUGGUAGAUCGUGGCUCCGACAUCCAUCACGUGGACAAGAGUGGACGCAACCCUCUCCACCUUGCCGCUUUCUACGGGGAUGCUCAAGUUGUGCAAUAUCUCAUUGACAAGGGCGCUCAUAUUGAGCAUGUUGAUCACAACGGCAUGCGCCCUCUGGACAGAGCCAUCGGGUGUCGGAACACCGCCGUCAUUGUCUGCUUCCUCAGGAAAGGUGCUAAACUAGGUCCAGAGACCUGGGCAAUGGCUUCUGGGAAGACAGAUGUGCUGCUGCUUCUCCUGAACAAACUGAUGGAAGAUGGGAACAUCCUCUACAAGAAAAAUCGAAUCAAGGAAGCAGCACAACGGUACCAGUAUGCUCUGAAGAAAUUCCCUCGGGAGGGUCUCGGAGAAGAGGCUCGAACUUUCAAGGAUCUGAAACUGAACUUUCUCCUCAAUCUCUCACGCAGCAAGAGGAAGAUGAAUGACUUCACGUCAGCCAUUGAUCUUGCCACUAAAGCUCUGGAUCUGAAGUCCAAGUGUUUUGAGGCCUACUACGCACGGGCACGGGCAAAGAGGGAUGAUAGGCAAUACGCGUCUGCUCAGCAAGACUUGAUGGAAGCUCUGCGUCUGUCGCCAAACAAUCGGGAGCUGCGCCGUCUGCUGAUGAGGGUCAAAGACGAAUGUAAGGAGCAGGCGAGAUUUGACGGAGGUCAACUUCCUGUGGGAGAGAUGGACAGAAUAUCGGAGGACGAGGAUGACACAAUAUCUGUGACGGACAGACACCCAGAGGAGACAGCUUUAUGAUAGAUGCUGAUUUAUCACAGAAGCAGAACUGUGAUGAUAGACAAUGGAGUCACAACAUGGAUGGCUACAUUUAGUGACAUGUCAUUGUUGAAGUGUCGCUGAUUAUCACAGCAGCAGAACUGUGAUGAUAGACGGUGGAGUCACAACAUGGAUGGCUUCAGUUGGUGACAUGUCAUUGUGUCACAGGUGAUGAGACAUUGUUGACAUGGGUUAUAACAAACAGACAUGGAUUUGUCAUGACAUGACAUUGUCAUGUUGAGGUGUUGACAGUGACAGUGGAUGUGUCACAGGUGAUGAUAUAUCAUUGUUAAAGUGUCGUCAUCACACACGGAGAUGGAUGUAUCGCCGUUGAUGAGACUUCGUUGAAGUGUCAUGGUGUUGAAAUAUAGACACAGAUAUGUGUCACAGUGUUGACAUGAAAUUGUUGUCAUGGUGAUGAUCAACACAGUUAUCAGUGUUCAUCGCAAGACUGGUGGACAUGAUGGUGUGUCAUGGCGUAGUCGUAGUGACAGCGAUGAGGAGAAUGGUAGACACUGACGUGUCACAUUUCUGGCGGGAAAAACUUGGUACAACAAUGUGAGGAAAGCAACUUACUGGAACAAAACAUUCAUAAACCAGGAAUCUGCAGUUGCAAGAAUUAAGUGACCUACAUUGGUGUAUUGCAAUACGUUCUUGGCUGGAAAUAUUUCAUGAGUGGAUCAUUGUCAGUAAAUACAUUGUACCUACAAUUUCAAGAUCAGCGGUGAGACUUAAAGUGAGAACAGUCUAAAAUGGCUCUGUUUGACCUAAAAACUGAAGGUGAAGCUUAUUGAAUCAGAGGCCGUUUACAUCUGUGAAGGGGUACUAGUGUUGCCCUUUAACUUCCUGUGUAGAUGAAAGAGAGGCUGCUAAGUGUUUCCUGACAACUUAUCAAGACAAGAUGUUUAACCAAAGAGCUCUGACAUGGAACCAACUGCCAGAGAAUCAGAAACAAACCGGGACAGAGUCAAGGUGAAAUAGUCUGACAGAUCAUCAGACAUAUAAAUAAUACGCAGACUUUGAACGCUGUUUUCAAUUUCACCGUUAAUCCGAGAUACACAACCUGUAAGCUCUGCCUGCCUAGAAAAUCUUCUUACUCAACAGACUCUAGGAGCAAGCACUUGUCUUUAAGACAAGUUUGAUGGAAUGUAAUUUUGUUUUGUUGUUUCAUUUCAUCAUCGUCCAAGAAAACCAGAGACAGUUCAGUUGUUGUCAUGACGACGUGAAUACAAGGAUUACAUGUGUUCAAGUGAUGAGUGUUGAUGCUGAGUCACAGCUAGUGUUGCAGAAUGGAGCAUGAGACUUAGGUGCAAUCAGUGCAUGGAUGUUUCGACACAUUUAUUUUUGUAUUGUUAUUUGAUGACUGGACCAGAUGGAGUGUGACCAGGAAAGCUGGGACAUUUGGAGGUUUCUUCGCAAAGUCAAUAUCUGCGAAGCAUCUGCAAUAGUCAUGCUUUCCUAUAUAAUGGGGUGCAUACAGGUCAAUAAUGUUACUACAAAUAUACACGUAAUAGUCGAACGCCACAAACAUUUCAAUGUGUGGUUUCCGGAUAAUGGAUACGUUAUAUAUUCAAGUUUGUUUACAAUUCUAGGGAUAUUCUAGCAGUUGGACAUAAUAUUUUUCUUCUGUAUGGAUUCAUUAAUUACUAUAUUUGAACAAACCUCCUCGUAUACUCAUCUCCGAGGAAGAGGUUUUAUGAAUAGCAAGUUGUCCAUAUAUAUCUUCACGUUCAUCCAAAGUCAACAUGUCAGAGAUCUCAUCUCAGAUGUUCAAAGAUGCUGCAUUUAUUGUUCCCUUGAAUUCACUGUCUUCUUGGUCGUCUGGACAGUUUUGAGGGGAAUCUUCCUGGGACUAGUUUUGGUCACAUUAUUGUCAUAUGAUGGAACAGCCAUUUGUCGUGACUAUGUGUAAAGGGUAACACAUUCUAGUUGCUUAAUCUCAGAAUCUUGCAAACAAUUACUGUUAUUGAUGUCAUCAAGACAUAUUAUGCAGACUUUAUGAGGUUGAAUUUGGCUGAGCAAAGGAUUGUGUUGUGAAGUCUGUGGGCCUGAGCAUUAAGUCAUCAGGCAAGGGAGACAACUCUAUAUGGCAUAUCUAACUGACCACCAUAAUACCAUGUGAUUGUUUCCAGUCUUCCAUUUCAUCAGCUGAAGAGACAUGCCACUGGGAAUAUUGAUAUUUGCUUUGUCCAAUAAAAAGGAUUUUUCAAAAUCAUUUAAGUCAAAACCUGCUUCACACAAAAUCUAAUGAAUAUUAAAUUUUGAAAUUGAUAUCUCUUUUCAGCCUGAAAAAAAUAAUGAAUAUUGCAAUCCAAAAGAAUUUUUACAAUCAGAAUUCUGAAUAAUCUUAAAAUCAAUUUGCUUGUAUAGCGUGAAUGCUUGAGAAUUAAACUUGUGAUGUUAUUUGUGAACCAAUGUAACUGUUCAUUCAGAUGAGAAUGAGAAAAGUGCUCUUUGUUUAAAUUUAUGGUGCUUUCAAACUAUGUGGGUUGUGUGCUUCACUUCAUUUCACAAUCAGGAUACUGAGUGCUUUUCAAUAAUUUUGUAUCUUCAUUGUUAUGUGUAAAUAAUAUCAGCAGUAACAGAUUGUUAAUAUAGAUAGUAUUUAAGUUGUUUAUUUAUGUGAAAUACAAUCGGUAUGUAAAAGUGUCAAUAUCAGUAUACCAAACUAACUAUGCAUUCACUCACGCCAGCCUGGGGUGAACAUCUAAAAAAUUAAUUUCGGGAUGUUCUUAAAAUUUUGUUAUUUUUCAAAAUAUUGUCUUUAUGAUUUUGUGGGUACUUUUCAACAGUUAUAGGAAAGAAGUUAAAUAAAGAUGUAAAAUUAAAACAUUUGGUCUAAGAACUAGGUAUGUUAAAAUUAGCAUUAUUAUGCAAAUAAGGCAACAUUUUGCCUGUGGAUUGUGUCAAAAGUGGAAGAGUAAAAUGAAAAUAUAAGUUUAAGAUGCAGAAAGAUGUGUAGGACUUUUCCUAUUCAUCCCAGGCUGUGGUCGUGACGUUGGAAAUCCUGUGUAGUUUUAAGUUACUGAGAAUACUAAUUUGACUUUCAUGUAACCAUGGUAACUGCCAUAUAUUGUACAGUGUACAGUCCUUAUAAGGCUCAUGUACAGUUGUGUACAGCAACAAGUUACAGAACCUACAUGUACAUCUAGAUUAUUUUUUCUUAAGAUUUGAUAUUUAAUCUGAUGUGCAAGACCCAAUGAGAAUAUUGUGUGGUCAUAGUUCCUGCUUGGUGCGUUGAUGCAAGUUCAUUACCGUGUUCGUAGUUGAUUGUUAUGUCAUACAAAAACAGAAAGUGAUAUGUUCCUCUGUGAGAUGAAUUAAACUGUCUCUGGGGAAGGAUGAUCAUAUACAGAAGGAUGAUCAUAUGCAGAAGGAUGAUCAUAUGCAGAAGGAUCUCAAUGAGGAAAUACCCUGUGCCAGAGUGUCAGAAUUGGAACAGAGGAACCAUUCUCAUUCUGUACAAAUCGGUGAAAUUCUGAAUUACCACCUGGCAUAUUGCAUAGUGAGCAUAUUCAUGGUAUGCUCAGUUCAAGGUCAUCAGAUGACCUUUGAGUUUGAAUACUUUGUAGACAUGUCCUCUCCUCCCGAGAUUCUCUGCCCCGAAGUGGUGUACUUGUGUUAUGAGUCUCAAGGAGUCUGUUAAGUUUCUAAUACUAAAUUAUUUGCAAUGUGUGUUAGUAUUGAAGGUGUAGUAUCAUGUACAGAAACAGAUCAGGGCUUUCAAUGUAGAUCUGACAGUAGUCUGUACACUAUCAUUCCUCGUUUCUGUAUCCUGCCAAACAUCAAUAAAUCAGUGCAAACAUA